Chroicocephalus ridibundus (black-headed gull) is the source of this 1565-nucleotide messenger RNA. RefSeq names its product ubiquitin-conjugating enzyme E2 E1. Bases 334 to 915 code for a protein of 193 amino acids. Gene Ontology annotation, cellular component: nucleus. Gene Ontology annotation, molecular function: ubiquitin conjugating enzyme activity; ISG15 transferase activity. Lineage: Eukaryota; Metazoa; Chordata; Aves; Charadriiformes; Laridae. Gene Ontology annotation, biological process: protein K48-linked ubiquitination; ISG15-protein conjugation. The transcript has 6 exons. The record is from RefSeq and is a predicted model, not a curated record.
AGGGGGGGAUGGGACACGGGGGACUAUGACUGCCGGGAUCCCCCCUCCAGACCCGGAGCGGGGGUUCCGCCGCCUGCCCCCCUCUCCUCCCCUCCCCUCCAGCCCCCGCUCCCUGCAAGGCGGCGGCGGGAGGCGCCCGGUCCCCGCCGCCCCCCAGCCCCGCUCGGCGGUGGGGGAGGCAGCCAGGGAAGCCAUUGCCUGUUUAAUAGUUGCUGUUGCAGCACUUCCGCUUCUCUCCCAGCGAGAGAGACACGAGUGGCCAGGCCCAGCCGCACCGAGGAGGAGCAGCCAGACACAAAGGGAGAGGUUGGGGUGUGUGGUGGGGGGGUCGCUAUGUCGGAUGACGAUUCGAGGGCCAGCACCAGCUCCUCCUCAUCUUCAUCCUCCAACCAACAGACAGAGAAAGAGACAAGCACGCCUAAGAAGAAGGAAAGCAAAGUCAGCAUGAGUAAAAACUCUAAGCUGCUAUCUACCAGUGCCAAGAGGAUUCAGAAGGAAUUGGCUGACAUCACCUUAGAUCCACCUCCCAACUGCAGCGCUGGCCCCAAAGGUGAUAACAUCUACGAAUGGAGAUCAACCAUUCUAGGACCUCCAGGUUCAGUCUAUGAGGGAGGUGUUUUCUUCCUUGACAUCACAUUUACACCAGAAUAUCCUUUCAAGCCUCCAAAGGUAACGUUUCGGACAAGAAUCUACCACUGUAAUAUUAACAGCCAAGGCGUCAUCUGCCUGGACAUUUUAAAAGACAACUGGAGCCCGGCGUUAACCAUUUCUAAAGUUCUCCUCUCCAUCUGCUCCCUCCUCACAGACUGCAACCCGGCUGACCCCCUGGUUGGAAGUAUUGCCACUCAGUAUAUGACUAACAGAGCAGAGCACGACAGAAUGGCCAGACAAUGGACCAAAAGAUACGCUACAUAAGCUGGAUUUUCGUCAAACUCUUACAUUAUUUGUCUGUGAUGGAAAGAGCUGCUUAUGAUUUUGAAGGGGUGGGGGGAGGGAGGGUGCUGGUAAAGAGUAGGGUAUUUCUAUAACAGAUUUUAUUCAGUCUUUUAUUUCCUACAAUUUUGUUGUUGUAACUUAAGGUAUCUUGCUACAGUAGACAGCUAGGAUUGGGAAUAGCAUAUUUUAAGACUGUAAUUAGUUCAGCAAUAUUAGCUCACAUAUAGUACCGAGAAGAAUGUAAACUUCUUAGACUUCUUUGGUUUUCAGUUUGCUUGCAAUAUGUAAAAGAUUAAAACAGCUUAAUUUUGUACAGGUACAUAUGUUGACAUUUAUGUAAAAGUCCUUUCAAGACUCUACACACUGUUUUUGCUUUUUGUUUUGGGUUUGGGGGGUUUAUUUUGUUCUGGGUUGGGUUUCUUUGGGCUUUUUUGUAAAAAGAUAUCGGGAUUGUUUUCCCCUAUGGAGGGCACAUUGGUAUUUAACAAAUCCUUUUUAAAGACUGUCAUCUCAUGAUCUGUGACAUGGAGAGGGGGAUAUAUGGCGUCAUAUAUGAAAUGAGAAGUAGUUAAUGUAUUAUUUUAUAAGCCAAUCUAUCUUCGUGAAAAGAAUAAAGGGUUUAAUCAGGA